This is a messenger RNA of Gossypium arboreum, 361 nucleotides long. RefSeq names its product metallothionein-like protein 4B. The transcript is spliced from 2 exons. NCBI's taxonomy places the organism in Eukaryota, Viridiplantae, Streptophyta, Magnoliopsida, Malvales, Malvaceae. The record is from RefSeq and is a predicted model, not a curated record. The coding region runs from base 92 to 346 and encodes 84 amino acids. Gene Ontology annotation, molecular function: zinc ion binding.
GGACAAUCUUUAGGAUAUCUUUCAGAAGCUUCAAAAUUUUCAUUCACAUUAAACAUAUUGUAAAGAACGCAAAAAGAUUAUACGGUACAAAAUGGCGGAUUCCAAGGUUGAAGUUAGAGGACUCGCUGCGUGUAACGAUAGAUGUGGCUGUCCUUCGCCAUGCCCCGGCGGCACGACUUGCAGUUGCGGAGCCGGCGAGGUGGACCACAAGCGGUGCUCGUGCGGGGAGCAUUGCGGAUGCAAUCCAUGCACAUGCAGCCAGGCUGAAGCCGCCGGGGGCAGCGGGACCGGAAAGAUGUACUGCAAAUGUGGUGCCGGUUGUACCUGCGCUACUUGUGCCAAUUGAAUUUUAAGAGCAAAA